AGGAGUUUCUACACACAGAAAAACCCGGAAGGCUCUAAUUAACUUUAAUAAACUUUGAUUUACUGGACUUUUGUGUUCCAAACCAGAAAAGUGCUCACAAUGAGUUCAGAUUCAGAAAUAGAAAGUAGUGGUGACUCAGACUCUGACUGGCUGAACGAAGAGGGAUCCGGAAUUCCCAAAAAAUCCAAAAACAAGAGAAGGAAGAUGAUGACUAGAGGGUGUAGGAACUCUGCCCAUGCUUCAUAUCAGAAAGGAAACACACACAAUUCUUUAAUAAGUAUGAAAUUGAGAGAGACCAUCAGGAAGAACGAUCAGCUGCCUGUCAUAUGUGGAGACAAAGAAGGCACCCUGCAUAAGGAUAAGUAUAACAACGAUUCUUCAAUAAGUAAGAAAUUGAGAGAGACCAUCAGGAAGAACGAUCAGCUGCCUGUCAUAUGUGGAGACAAAGAAGGCACCCUGCAUAAGGAGAAGUAUAACAACGGUGAGACGUGCAUCUUUUCUGAAGGUCAGUGGUUCACCCCAGGUGAAUUUGAGAAGUUUGGAGGAAAAGAGAAAAACAAAAAAUGGAAGACUAGCGUUUCUUGCUACCAGAUUCAGCUACAAACACUCAUCCAGGAACGUUUACUUUCAUCUCCAUCGUUUAAACAAAAGCGCACACGGGAUAAAGAGAGAAGAAUGGAACUGUUAAAGACCAGAAGAAGUAGUAGACAUGGCAAAAAUGGUCACACAUCCGAAUUUCAAAGCACUUCAGAGACAAGUUCAGAGCAGAACAGCGUCAGUAGUGAUGCAGAGAGUGAUGAUGACAGUAUGUCACAGUUUCAAGGCGACUCUUUUUCUGUUACGUGUUUCAGAGGAAAAGGGGUUUUAAAUGUGAAGCGCUUUGCUACAGCCACUUGUGGAAAAUGCAUAAGGACGCAGAAUGCCUGGCUCACUCCUGAAGAGUUCCUCAAUCAGAACAUGUCCAGUGGGAACUGGAGACGAGACAUCAAAGGCCAUGGCAUCCCUCUCGGACAGCUAAUAAUGAAACGGGUGCUAACACUUCACACACUGAACUGCGAGUGUCCCAUCUGCACAGGAGAUCCUUUACAUCUGCGGGAUCAGAAUAAUGACGAUGUGUGCUUCAUGUGUAAAGCUGAGGGAGACCUGGUCACCUGUAAAAAUUGUCCACGAGCUUUUCAUCACCACUGCCAUGAACCGAAUCUACAAGAUGACACAAUCGGUGAGAACUGGAUCUGUUGCUUUUGUACAGCGACAAGAAAUAGAUGUUGCAUCCUCGUGGUUAAACUACACACACCACAGACUGUAAAUGAUGAAAAAGAGGCUUCACUGUGAAGAGAGCAUCUUGCAGAAUAGAAUGAUGCAUAACUUGGUGUAAAGACAUAAACCAGGACCCCUGCACGCUGGAUGACGCUAUGGUCUGAUGAAUCCCCUUCCUCCAUAUUUUCUCCAUCUGAAUGAACGGAUAUUUCGAUAAAUCCAAAGGAUGUUUUCGACCCACAGCAGUGUAAUAAAGGCGAUUAUAAAAUUGUGGAAUAGGAAAGAGGAACUCUGCUUUUGCUUUUUUAUAUUUGUUUUUAUAAAAAAAAAAGAUUGAAAACUGAAGUAAAUUGGGAGGAUGUGUGUUGCAGAAUUUGUUGCUGUAUACAGUAUUUAAUUAUGGGUAUGUAUGUCGUUGCUAUUUUAUAGAUUUAAUUUACGGGACAUAAAAAGCUUUAGUUAUAGCACAGCAAGCUGUUUAUGAACCUUUCCUGAGGUCUUAAAUAUGUUUUCUCUAACUGUGAUAUGCUUGUGAUGAGCAGCGCACUGGGGUUUGAACCACAUGACCACAUGAUGGUUCAUAUUGAGUUGUACAAGUUGCAGCUUCAAACCUGAAUGGGUGAUUGGAGGAUAGUUUAGGACGUUACCACUUAAAGUGAAACUGGUGUAAACAGAUGAUGGAGUUGAUUGCGUUAUGGUUUUAAUAAGCAUAGGUGUUGUUUGGAAUGUUAAUAUCAGAGAGGCUUGGAUUGCAUGAAAGAUUAGCACAAGUAACAAUUACUAGCACAACUAGUUGUUAGAAAAGUUAAUUGGCUGGGUAGAUGAAUAAUCAUGGAUUGUUCUUGGUGUAAACUUGAUGUAAAUGGCCACUUCAGUUCAAUUUAUUUAUGAUUCUUUUAAUUCUUUUAUUUAUGUGUAAACCAGUUCUAGACCCCAAGAUAUGCAAGCCGGAGAUAUCAAUACAUAUAAAGUACAUAGAAACAAAACUUAAAGAGGAAAUGCAUCCUCCUCUAAAUAAGUCCUCUGUGCAUUUUUAUCACUAUAAGGGUAAAAGUACACUGACGUAUUUAACAAGGUAGGUUUUACAGCCAGCUUUUGCAAAGAUUUAGAAAUAAAGAUGAAAUAAUGACUGGCUUGAGAGACAAAUUUAGGGUGGCUUUACUGGGCUAAUGUAAAUAUUUCAUUUCUUUUACGAGCUAAAGGUGGCACCUUGGUGAUGGGGGACUUGAAUAAAAGACUAUAAUCACUAGUGCAGUGCCUUAACCACUGAGCUACCACUGCUUUAAGUAUUAUCUUCAAUGAAAUUAUUACAUCAAUCAUUUGGACAUAAUGGUGUACAUAAAUAUUACUUGUGACUAGGAAUGUAAUGAUACACUCUACCCACGAUGCGAUACGUUUUUUCCCUUAUUUUUUAAACAAAAUGAAAUUUAAGACAACUUAAGUUUCCUUUUAUUUCUCUUAAAAAAUAAAAUAUUUUAUUUAUCUAAAUAA
Messenger RNA from Trichomycterus rosablanca, 2748 nucleotides. Its product is annotated as nuclear body protein SP140-like. NCBI's taxonomy places the organism in Eukaryota, Metazoa, Chordata, Actinopteri, Siluriformes, Trichomycteridae. The coding region runs from base 100 to 1332 and encodes 410 amino acids. Gene Ontology annotation, molecular function: DNA-binding transcription factor activity, RNA polymerase II-specific; DNA binding. The record is from RefSeq and is a predicted model, not a curated record. Gene Ontology annotation, biological process: regulation of transcription by RNA polymerase II. The transcript has 12 exons. Gene Ontology annotation, cellular component: nucleus.